ACAAGUUUUUUUCUGGGCGCUAUGUCAUUCAAACAGUUCCUGAUUCCUAUCUGGCGAUCUCCACUACUGCAGAAAAAAACAUCUACAUUGUUGUCAACGAUUUGGACCAGCUGACGGCUCAGAUAGGUGUCAUUAGGCUUGUUAAAGGUGUGUUGUGUUGAAAUGGUGGAACGUGUUUAGCGGAUGCAUCAUCAUUAAAUGCAGUCAAAUCUAAAACCCGGCUGGCCCUCGUCGUGCAACUCGGAAAAUAUAAACGGGGACGUGGAUAACACCAUGGACGCCCCUCAGUAUACAGGCUACCCUUCACAUUACUGGUACCCCCAGUCCCAUUCAACAGGACACUAUGCAAAUACUUACCCUUCAGGAUCAGAAGUCCAGCCACAGUACAGUCCACAGGUAAUGCCUGGAGGUUAUCCAAAUGGCCAUGGUGUCUACAGCCCAGCGCAGAGUCAGUAUUCAACAAGUGGUUUCCACCCGUCCAACCCUUUCUACUGCGCUGACCCCCAGAGACCAGCGCCAGGCCCUUAUCCUAACCAAGGCUGUCCAGCCGAGCAGAGCGGUGGGCCGUCUGGGCAGCCACACUCUCAACACCAACAUCAUCAUUAUCCUGGCCCACACUGUCAGGGGGGUCCGGGAUAUCCUACUGGACCCUACCCUCACUACAGUGAAGGUGGUCACGCAAUGCCUCCAAACCCACCCUACCCCACCGGUCAGCCUCUCCACACAAGCCCCCAGAGUGAUGGAUGGACGCACUCAGGUGCAUAUGCCCCCCCCUCACAGCAGCAGUGGCAGCCAGGCCAGCAGCCUCCACAGAACCACUACGGAAACUCUGUACGCCCAGCCCACCCACCAGCUUGGCCUGGGACUGGGAGUGGGGCUCCACCACCUUAUCAACCCAAGGACCAACAGCACCAGCGUCCCCCACUAGUGGGACCUAAACCCAGACCACCUCCUUCAUCAAAUCAACCCAACGGAAAGCCUGCUGAAAUCAGUUCACCUCCACAAAUGUACAACAAAACUGGAAGAGGGGAGCCUAAUCCUUCACAAGGUGAGCCUCCUCCCUCUGCCCCAGUCCAAGCUCCAGCUCCAGGCCCAGCUGGACCUCAGCCUCUGAGCCAGAACCCUGGCCUAGCAAAGGUCCAACAGGUGAUGUCCAGAAUGCUGCUGCUUCAGGAAGAUGUGGACGAGUUUGUUGGGAAAAAGUCAGAUAAGAGUUAUCGCUAUCUGGAGGAACUGCUGACCAAAGAGCUGCUGGUGCUGGACUCUGUGGAGACUCAGGGACAGGAUAACGUUCGGCAAGCCCGGAAGGAUGCCGUGCAGAGGAUCCAGGCCAUCCUGGACCAGCUGGAGAAGAAAGCUUUCUAAACUGGACUUAUUUAUUGGUUUGUGGGUCACUAAGUUUCUGUUUUCUUCUUCCAGAUCUUUCAUGGACAUAAUGAGGGUCUUGUCUUGUUCCUCAAAGCGUUCUCUUUGGGUUUUUUCCAUCAACAUAUAAAACACCUAAAGAAAGAACCUAAGAACAUAAACAAGGAAUUACUGAUACCUGGAACAUUUUAAAGCCUAACUAUGCUGGUAUAAAUGAUGUGCUGGUGUGAGAAGUGCAGUCUGAUGGUUGGUCAUAUCAUACACGUCUGACAGCCUCAGUGAGUGACUGUGCUGGCCACACAACCUGACACUUCAGCUCUGCUCAUCGUUUUAUGUCAUGCCUUUUCCAGCAUAAUGCAGGGCAGAGUCUCUGGAAGACAGAUUUAUUUAGUGCCACAUAACAACCAGUAGUGGUCUCAAAAGAUCCAGGUUAUCUUCAUGCAAUCCCUCGGGAUUGUAGGUCGGUUUUAGUCUGACCCUACAUCCAACUCAUGCACUUCGUUAGCCGUCUACUAACACAUUUCAGCCCAUUUGCAUGAACAACAUAUAGGCCCAUAAGUCACCAGCCCUCCUCAGCAGGAAGAAGUGCAACACCUUUCCUUUUCAAAUGUGCUUCAGCCCCGCAUGCACCGUAAUGUCAGACAAGCACUCGGUACAGUCGUGACAUUUCCGAGCUCAUAAUUGGGCUUAGAUCGUAGCAGAUUAGUAAAAACCCCCUAAAGAUUGCUGUCCCAUUUAUUCCAUCUUUUGGAUGAAACUGCCUCCUAAGUGCAGACCUAGAAUCAGACCUACAUAUGAAUGCUGUGUAUUUCUCUAUAGGAACUACUGUUAUUACAGGUAUAUAGGAUAAAGGUUUAAAUUAAAUGAAAAGCUGGUUAAUUAAGUUAUUUAUAUCCCUUUUUGAACACUUAGAAUAUAUCUAAGAUAAAGAGAGAGAAUCAUAUUUUUCAGAAUUAAGUGUUCAAUCAGUUGCUGUAAAUGAUGAAGGAAAAAAAAUGUUCUUUGGUGUUUUCAUGUAUGUAUGUAGGUCACAGCACGUGGAAGAAUUGUUUGAUUUGUUUCUGUUUUCUCUAGCACUAAUGUCAUUGUUUCUUUAAAUCCAUGUUUGCAUCACAAUCCAUUUUCUUGUGUAGAGCAAGUCUUUUUUUUCAAUCAGUCUUGAUGUGUUGAUUAAGAAAAAAAGAGUGCCAUAUUUCAGGGGAUGGUUUUAUAUUAUUAGAAGAAAAAAAUAAAAUGAAGAUCACAAGCUUUGCAUGAAAAAUC
This is a messenger RNA of Labrus mixtus (cuckoo wrasse), 2628 nucleotides long. RefSeq names its product BCL2 associated athanogene 4 (gene bag4). Gene Ontology annotation, biological process: protein stabilization. The coding region runs from base 199 to 1365 and encodes 388 amino acids. The record is from RefSeq and is a predicted model, not a curated record. Gene Ontology annotation, molecular function: adenyl-nucleotide exchange factor activity; protein-folding chaperone binding. Lineage: Eukaryota; Metazoa; Chordata; Actinopteri; Labriformes; Labridae. The transcript has 5 exons. Gene Ontology annotation, cellular component: membrane; cytosol; cytoplasm.